AUGAAUGAUAACCAGGACACAGAGGUGCUGCAGCAGAUUGAGAGGGAGGUGCGAAUGCGGGAGGGGGCCAGUAAGCUCCUGGCUGCCUGUUCCCAGAGAGAACAGGCCCUGGAGGCCUCGAAGAGCCUGCAAACCUGCAAUGCCCGAAUCCUGGCCUUGCUCAGCCAACUCCAGAGGAUGAGGAAAGCUCAAAUCCUGCAGAGAGUGGGACGCAGGCCGUCUGAAGACACGGUGCCAUGUGCGGGAAAAGUGGCCCUUUCAGACCUGCGAAUCCCUCUCAUGUGGAAAGACUCAGAGUACUUCAAAAACAAAGGAGAGCUGCAUCGCUGCGCCGUGUUCUGCCUGCUCCAGUGUGGCACAGAGAUCUACGACACCGACCUGGUGAUGGUGGACAGGACUUUAACCGACAUCUGUUUUGAAGACACUGUAAUAUUCAAUGAGGUGGGUCCAGGGUUUCAGCUUCGUGUUGAGCUGUACAGCAGUUGUGCGGUCGUGGAGUUCUCCCCGGGGGCUCUAGGACCCAGGAGAGUGAGUCUUCUUGGGGGAUCUAUUGGAUGCUCCUCCGGGAAAAAGAUCCGAGCCGCCUUCGAGUCAGCAGCUGUUUGUGGAUCCGUUUCCAGCGGAGGAAACGUAGGACCUGGAAGUGUGUCCCCGCCUUUAAGCCCUGAUCUGUCAACACUGGGGCCAAAGUACAACCUGCUGGCUCACACAACACUGACAAUCGAACACGUGCAGGAAGGUUUCAAGACGCAUGAUUUGUUGCUAUCAGCAACAGAGGACAGUCCCUUCUGGUUGCCUCUGUUUGGCAACAUGUGCUGUCGCCUGGUUGCUCAACCUCUGUGUAUGGUUCAGCCGGCCAUGAGUGGUCAACUCAGGGUUAAGCUCGGAGAGGACCUUAAUUGCUCGAGAAACGUCUUCGGCGUCCUCAGGGGGCGAAGUCUUCUCUGCUAUCAGAGUCAAGAGGACCUGGAGUCUGAGGACAAGCCAUUACUUGCAGUCCCCAUCAGAAAGGAUUCCCUCGUUCGUGCUUUUGAAGGAGACGCCCUCCCCCCUCCCCGGAGUAUAUACAUCAGCACACAGUGUCCAGGACACGAUGUAGCCUGCACGCUCGCCACGCACAUACCUGAAGACACGCAGCGCUGGACUGACGCCCUCCGGCAGCACGUCUUUAACAUGAGCCAGUGGAAGCAGUGCUGCGAUCACCUCAUGAAGAUUGAAAUGCCGAGCCCCAGGAAAUCCAUCGCAGCGAAGCAGGGAUCACUAUACCAUGAAAUAGUAACACCCUCCUCUCCCUGGGAGGGCCUAGUGGUUCCAGACUUAUCCUUAGAGAUCCGCACCUUGCUCUCCUCCUACUACAAGAAAAGCCUCGUCUUGCGGCGACAUUUUGCACCAGUUGCAGCUGGUCGAUCUCUGGUUUACGCCAGUGUAGUGAUCCAGUCGUGA
Molecule: messenger RNA, 1443 nt
Organism: Seriola dumerili (greater amberjack)
Lineage: Eukaryota; Metazoa; Chordata; Actinopteri; Carangiformes; Carangidae
Product: rhotekin-like
Exons: 13
Coding region: 1-1443 (480 amino acids)
Biological process (GO): mitotic cytokinesis; signal transduction; septin ring organization
Cellular component (GO): actomyosin contractile ring
Source: RefSeq, a predicted model, not a curated record